CGGUGAUGAUGACGACGAUGGCAAUCCCACAUCUAUUGAGUGACCGACGCCUUGUGUGCCCGGGCCCGACACAGCAUCCCUUGUAUCGACACCCCAGCUCGCUCCUUCGCCAUCGGGGAAGCACUUGCAGCUGCUGGUGGGAGAGAGCACCAACCAGUCUCUCCAACGCUCAAGGCGAAACCACGACGCCGAAAGGUCAUCCCGUCUCGGUCGCAUCAGAUCUCUCACCAGACUCACCAAUUCGCCAUGAGCCGGCCUCAACUCAGUUCCCAGAUCAGCUUCAGCGCACUAGAAGACCUGUCCGAUGCACAGCGGCACGAGCUUGGCGCCGCCGCGCGGGAGGAGUCCGUCGGCGAUCAGCCGCUGAUUUCGGAUGCGAUUGAUCUGGAAGAGCUCGCUCGCGAGUACGAGAAUGGUGACCAGAGCUUCGUCCGCAAGAUUCUCUGGCUGCGCAACCGGCCACAAGGUGGUUUCUUGACGUACUACAAGACCAGAGGUGAUGGCGACUGCUUCUACCGCGCGUUUGCGUUUGCCUACAUCCAGAGUAUCAUCCACAUAAACGACCGACCGCUGUAUCUCUCUGUGUACAAGCACAUCGAAUCGACGCACGGCAUGCUCGAGCGCGCUGGCUUUGAGAUGGCCAUUUUCAUGGACUUCUGGGAGCCUCUCAGGGAGCUGCUCCGCCGCAUCUACGUCACCGAUCCGGAUAUUGUCGAGCUCGACGACGCCGAGCUGGUCAAGGCGCUGAAUGACCCUGAGACGAGCAACUCGAUCGUCGCGUACCUCCGUCUCGUCGCUUCCGCCUUUCUCAAGACCAACGCCUCUGAGUUCGAGCCAUUCCUGUUCGCAUACGAUGGCGAGAAGGGCGACGGCGGCCCGCCGAGCAUGGACGAGUUCUGCAGCAACCACAUCGAGGCGAUCGGAAAGGAGGCCGACCACCUCGCCAUCACGGCGCUCAGCCGCGCCCUGCUUGUCAGCCUUGAGGUCGUCUACCUCUCGCGAUCACCUGACAACAGUGGCAUCGGCGCAGUAGGCGGAGACGAGGACGAAGACAAAGGUGUCAUGGCUGUUCCAGCAGCGAAGCCUCCCGCGAACACGUUCGCGUUAGAGUCACACCCUGGCGGGAACACAGCACCAGCCGUGGGAAGCCUCAGCGUCCCCGGGCGCCAAAGGGAGCGCGCGGCGCAGCAAGCCGCAUGCGAGAUUGUUCGCUUCGAGAUGCCCACAGAGGAUGGUGCGGCGAUCGGGACGCACGCGCCGAGCUCAUCCACGCGCAGACCCUCCUCGACGCUUGUCACGCUGCUCCACGUCGGCGCGCUGCUCUUCCGACCAGGACACUACGACGUGCUCGUCAAGGCGCCCAAAUUGUAGAGCACACUGAGCUCCGUCAUCCCGAAAGCGCCGAUCGUCAUACGGCAGAGGGUGUGAAAAGUGAUGGGUAGAACAAAAAAGCCAAUUAACAUGCCGCCCCUCGCUGGGACGGCGAGUCUACAGGCUUGUAACAGCACUGUCUAUGAUGCCCUGUGCAAUGUAUAAAAGCAGCAGGAGUAUGCAAAUGGCCGACUUCGUCUACUUCUUUC
Messenger RNA from Tilletiaria anomala UBC 951, 1580 nucleotides. Its product is annotated as cysteine proteinase. The record is from RefSeq and is a predicted model, not a curated record. The coding region runs from base 247 to 1371 and encodes 374 amino acids. Gene Ontology annotation, cellular component: nucleus. The transcript has 3 exons. Gene Ontology annotation, biological process: protein K48-linked deubiquitination. Gene Ontology annotation, molecular function: cysteine-type deubiquitinase activity; ubiquitin binding. Lineage: Eukaryota; Fungi; Basidiomycota; Exobasidiomycetes; Georgefischeriales; Tilletiariaceae.